Messenger RNA from Cooperia oncophora, 234 nucleotides. Lineage: Eukaryota; Metazoa; Nematoda; Chromadorea; Rhabditida; Trichostrongylidae. The record is from the annotation of a GenBank genome assembly.
AUGACUGGAACCUCGAUUGCCCACAAGUACGAGAUGGUGACGAAGUUUACAUCGAUUCCGGCAGCGUUUUGGUACACAAUUGUUACGGUUAUCGUGAGCAACUUCUCACGUAUCUAUCAUCAAAAUCAGCGAGCUGACAAGCGUCGAGCGCAGAAGAAAGCUCGGUUGGCUCGAAUUCGGAUAGUAAAGAAUGCUUCUGGACAAGCGUUAUUCAACAAGAAGAAAGCUCCAUGA